ACAACACCCUAAUUGAUCACCACUGCCAGGGCCAAUGGUAAAUGACAUCAUUUGUCAAUGUCGUCACCAACUCUGUCAAAAACUUGCCAAACGUGCUUCAAAGCCAAGAUUCGCUGCGAAAAGACACAAGCUUCAGGACGAUGCGAUCGAUGUCUUCGUCUUGGCAAGUCGUGUGUCUUUCCCCCUUCGAAGCGCCCCCCCAAAACACAUAGAACAUCCAAUGCAGAAUUCUUUGAAUCCAGUGCCUAUGGUUCUGGAACGCCAUCAAGCGACUACCCGUCCUCCCCGGCUGCUGGCGGCCAUGCAAGCGGUAUCUCUAUAAUCAAUCCUAUAGAGGUGGGCAUAAUGUCAGCAACUGAGGCUGAAGCCCAAAUACUUGAAUAUCAGACGGUAUUUACUCAGCGGUUCCCUUUUGUCGUGGUCCCCGUCACUACAUCCGUUCAACACUGUUGGCAGCAGCAUCCACUGGUGUGCUUAGCAGUGCUAGCAGUCACCUCGCGCGAUGAUACUAAGAGACAAAAGACAUUGUUCAAGCUCCUUAAUGAGGCUGUCGCCAGCCGCCUGGUUAAUGGCACAUUUACGUCUCUGGACCUCUUACAAGCACUUCUUAUACAAGUCGCAUGGUCGCAUUACGAGCCUCAUCCAAAAAGAAACGUGCAACAUCUUGCACUGGCAUGUAGCGUCAUCAAUGAGCUGAAACUGUAUCGUCCAAAGACGCCCCGAUCAAUGGCAUUAUCCACUGAAAACGAUGGGAAACAGUGGACACCAGACGAAGUGCGCGCAGUGUGCGGAACAUUCUUUUUGUCUUCAAGUUAUGCGAUGCUGUCAAACAAACACCGCACGUUUCCAUUUACCUCCUACCUUGUUGAUGCUAGUGAGGAAAUCUCACAGCUGAACUUAACACCUACAGAUCGAUCUAUUCCUUGGCUGAUUCAGCUGCAGAAAUAUGCAGAAGAUCUUGAAGAUCUAAUGACGGAUGCUUCAAUUGAUAGUAGCUAUCGACUUGGGAUAUUAUUCAAUAGUCUUACCCAAGUUAAAAUGGCCUUGUCAUUGCCGAGUGCUGAUUCGUCUCUUACUCACCUGCAACUGCAACUUCUGGAUGUGAUGCUCGCACAAUGUUCUGUCAAGCUGCCAUCUUUCCAUUUACACAAACUGACCACACCCGUUGCCCACGCACAUCUAGCGAUCCCAACCAUCGCCAGCUGGCUGAUAGGCGUAGUCGAUGCUGUCAAGUCUCUAUGCAAAACUAUGAGUUCGUUGCCUAUUAACACCAUAUCUAUACUAAGUACAAUAGACUGGUUAAUAUUCUACAACAUCAUGAGUCUCGCAGCGCAGCUGGAUCUUCUUUCCUGUCAUCCUGUUCUGGCAGACCCAUUGGCCCCAAGCCGUGCAGAUUUCAACGUGGCAAAUCUAAUACAAAAGACAAUCCUUGUCUUGGAAACAGCUAUCGCUCCGAUAUCAGAGGACCCGACAGAACCAGACGCACUCAACUACUUGGCCAACCGAUUUCGAAAACUAGAGCAAUCGUAUAAUACCUACCGAGCAAAUAACAAUAUUGGCUUCAAAGAUGGCUCAAUAUCAUUAACACUACAUCAUCAGGAACCGCUCGGAUACCAAUCACAGCUUCUCUUGACAGAGCUGAUUACCAAAUUCGCUACGGAGGUUCAACUAGACCGCCCAAAUCUUUACGAGAUGCACGAGCCUGAGGAUACUGUUUAGAUAUUUGGACAUAGAUAUUAAUGUGUAUAUACGACCCUUGCAACAAAACAUGAAAUCAACGCGACGCCUAAAAGAACAAACACGCUACAAAAUAAGCAAAUGACCGACGGGAUCAGACGAAAACUACCCCUAAGCAUUAUUGGGAUGGCGGGUACCAGCGUCCAUUUCGUGCGCUGUGCCUUGACCAAAGUUCCAACCUUGGCCGUCGUUGUAGUUGCCACUUGGAGGUGGUUGGGCAACCAUGCUGGAAGCUGCCUCAUGCAUGGGUGUCAUUGUACCUUGGCCAUGAUUAGUCACCGCCAUUUCAUUUGCUGGAGGCACGGCUUCAUGACGUGAGUCCAACUCUGACCAAGGCGAUUGCGUGGGAGUCGGCCCAUCCACAGGCUUCGUGGCGUCGCCGAAAGCUGUGUUGUCAUUGGCCUGUGUCUCGGCCGCAGCUUUCUGAUGACGGCGACGAACGACGAAGAAAAUAGCCAAGAAUAUACCAAUGCCAACAAGGCUAGCCAAUACAGCAAUGGCAAUGACGGCUCCUCGCGACAGGCCGCCACCGCCGCCUCCACCAGUCGAACCAUCCGGGGAACUGCCAUUCGUCUGACCAGGACCCAAGGGUCGUGAUCCCGUCUGAGAAAUACCGGUUGCACGAGUUUCCGAAAUCGAUUCCAACGCUGUGGCUACCACCUUCUUGGCGGCGGCGCUGCAGUAAAAUUCGAAGAGGGCCAAAGCCGAGCUCACAUCGGCGGCAGCGGUGCUGCUGCAGUAGCCCUUGACGCUGGCAGUAAGAUCUGAGGAGACAGACAGCGACAUGCCCUGCUUAAGACACACGCAUGAAGCUAGUGCUUGGGGUCCUUUGCCGCACUUCCAGUUUGUUUGCUACAGAAACGUUAACCAAUGAUUGUAAGCCAAAAAAAAAGAAUGCCAGCGACAUACUGUGAAGACGGCCUCGGAGACACCACUCUUGGCACAGUCUCUUAAGCUAACGUAUUGCGACAGACCAGUGAUGUAAUAUGUCACUAAUUCUUCAUUAGAACACAACUUCAAGCCAAUUGACCGAAAAGAUUACUUACUAUCUCCUGGUGGUCCUGGAGGAGGCACAAACGUAGUCUUGCCUUUGCCCAUGUCGCAGUAUUCGGAGAAGAAGUUGAGAGCAGCAGUCACGUCGUCACCGUUGGAGCAAGAUGAUCGCACAGAUUUGCCAAUGAUCGAAGUCAGUGGUUCAACAACACCAGACUUGCUACAGGCGCAAGAAGCCCACAGACUAGCUGCUGUGGGACAGAUUGAGUACUAUAUCCUAGUCAGCUAAAGACUUCCGAAGCAAUCAGUCCACACUUACCACGUUAGCUGCCGCUCCAGAUAUACCGGAUUGCGCGCAAGACGGCAAAUAUGUGAUCUGAGGAAUCUCUAGGGGAUACACAUUGACAACAUUCGUGGUGGGCGUCGCAAACGUUGCAGCCUUGUUCGGGUUGCAGUACUGGUCCAUGACUGUAGAGGCGCUGUUGCGAUCUUCAGUCGCACCCUCACCGCAGCUAGAAAAGAGAUCAGCGUACACGGUCGAAGUCAAAGCGGCCAAGUUUGUCGAGUUUGUGCAAAUGCACGGCUGCAGCUUGCCCACAUCGUCGCCGCAAUUUGUCGAGUACGUCUGUCGAUCGAAGUUGUAAUUGAUGGCGCUGGCGGCGCAGGGAGCCUAGCACCAAGUAACGAUUAGCGACACAUGAAAUUUGUUUAAAACGCAUGGGAAUAGAGCUUACCAGCAGUGAGUAGUUUUCGACCUCAGUGAUGUAGCCAUAAGUUUUCGCCUGGGCGACAGAGAGCGCGCCGAGUAGCAGCGUCGCUCUGAUAUACUGAGCCAUGUCUGCGGUUUAUGACGGCAAUGGAAGAAUCCACGACACCAAAGCAAAAUUCGACGAUUCACAGAAGGUUUGAAGGUGUGAGGAAGAAAGAAAAAAUCACUUGAACCCUGAAUUCAACUCCCCCGAGGCCUCUUCCUUCUCUCCACCUGCUGCGACAGUGGCGGCCUGGGCAAUGCUUUCAGCUGAAGCGCCAUCGCGAAAGCGCCUAAUGGGGCAUCGCGCUGGGGUCCAACCCGACUUGGGAAAUUAGAAAUCCAGCAGGAGGAGCUUUUAUGGGUGGACUAGAACGCCA
[Torrubiella] hemipterigena is the source of this 3858-nucleotide messenger RNA. The record is from the annotation of a GenBank genome assembly. NCBI's taxonomy places the organism in Eukaryota, Fungi, Ascomycota, Sordariomycetes, Hypocreales, Clavicipitaceae.